Molecule: messenger RNA, 2535 nt
Organism: Rotaria sp. Silwood1
Lineage: Eukaryota; Metazoa; Rotifera; Eurotatoria; Philodinida; Philodinidae
Source: the annotation of a GenBank genome assembly
AUGUAUUCAUAUCUAUCUAUGAUGAUAAGCAUAUGUCUAUUAUUCAUCCUAAGUCUUGUUGAUGUCUCGUCGAAUUUAUUAUUGCCUGAAUAUGAACAUUGUGAUGCACCAUUGGGUAUGGAGUCCGGCUCGAUUACUGAUAAUGAUUUAACUGCAAGUUCAACACAUGAUGUCAGUAAUGUUGGACCUCAAAUGGCAAGAGUUCGUACUGAAAUCGAAGGAGGAGCAUGGUGUCCGGACAAACCAAUUGGAGUUAAUUCAUAUGAAUAUCUAGAAAUUGAAUUACGACAAUUAUUCUUUAUAAAAGCUGUUGAAACUCAAGGUCGAUUUGGUAAUGGACAAGGAAAAGAAUAUGCAGAAUAUUAUCAAAUUCAAUAUCAACGUGAUAAUAAAUCUUCUGAUUGGAUUACUUAUCAUAGUAAAACAACAAAUAAAACAAUUAUCAAUGGAAAUAUUAACACAUAUUUACCUGAAAAACGUUUACUUUCAUCAUCAAUCUUAGCUAAACGUAUUCGAAUUGUUCCUUAUAGUCAACGAUGGCGAACAGUUUGUAUGCGAGUUGAACUUUAUGGAUGUCCAUACUAUGGUGGUGUCAUAUCGUAUAAAACUUCACCAACUCAAGAUAAAGAUAAUACAUAUGAUGGUGGUAUUGGAAAGUUAGUUGAUGGAAUUAUUGGUGAUGUUGAUAAUUCUUGGCUUAGUUGGAAUAAAUCACCUGUAUCAAUUGAAUUUCAAUUUGAUAUGUCUCGUCAUUUUAAAACAAUACAUAUUUAUACAAUGAAUAAUAAAUAUGAAUCAAUUAAAAUAAAAUUUGAUGAUAAUCCUUCAAUUAAACAUCAUAUAUCAUCAAUAGAAUCAUCAUUAUCAACUGUAUUUGUUGAUACAAUUCAAUUAAUAAACUAUGGAAAUAUGUUUAUUGGAAAACGUGUAGAAAUUUUAUUUGAAUUUAAUAUUGCACUUUUUGUAACAGAAAUUACAUUUGAUAAUGAACCAGUUAUUCUUAUUAAUACAACAUUAGAAAUAAAUAAUACAACAAAUUGUCCAAUAGUAUUAAAUAAUGAUUCAACAAAUGAAUCUACAUCAUUAACAAUAUUUACAUUUGAAUGGUUAACAAUAUUAAUUGGUUCUAUUCUUUCAUUUUGUCUUAUUCUUUUACUUAUAUUUGGAUUCUAUCGUUUUCGUCGUCAUCGUCGUCGUCAUUCACAUCAUCGUUUAAGACAAAAUAGAAACCUUUAUUAUAAAUCUUCUCAAAUGACAACAACGACAAGUGGUUCUUGUGUAUCAACAUCAAGUGAACAUGAUGGAAGUACAUUACCUAUGAAUAAAAAUAAUCAUUUAUUUACACCAAAUAAUUAUGAUGAUGUAACAAGUGAACAACAAUCAAUGGGUUCAUAUAUUUAUCCAAUAACAUCAACAACAUCAUUAUUACAAACGAGUCCACCAUCAUCAUUAUUUAAAAGUGAACAAUAUGCAGUUAUUGAUGGAAAUUAUUCACUUAGUACUUAUAAACAAUGGUCAACAAAUAAUACAUUUCAUUAUGCUUCAUCAGAUAUUGGACAAAUAGAUAAAAUUUGUCAUAAUCAACGAAUAAGUUUAUUUAAUUGUGUACUUCCUCAAGAAAGUAUUUCUUCAAAAUAUAAUCAUCAUUCAUCAACAAAAUAUCCAGUUAAUGUUGAUAAAACAAAAUUAAUUGUAUCUCGUAAAAUAUCUGAAACAAAAAAUGGUGAAAUUUAUUGUGGAAAAUAUUUUAUUGAUAAUGAAUCUAAAUGUGUUUUAAUUAAAAUUGUUAAAACAAAUUUAAUUAAUAUAUCAAGACAAACAUUUUUAACUGAACUUGAAAUUUUAUCACAUUUAAAUCAUAUUAAUCUUGCAUGUUUAUAUGCUGUUCAACUUGAUCUACUUUAUCUUGUUCAAGAACAUUCACAAUUUGGUACUUUACAAGAUUAUUUUCAUCAAAUUUCCAAUCAACAAACAAAUGAUUCAACCUUUCAAAAGAUGAACAUUUAUUUCGCUUAUCAAUUAGCAAAUGCUCUUCAAUAUUUGUCUCAUUUAAAUUUAAUUCAUUGUGACAUAGCAACACGUAAUUGUCUUUUUUAUUCGGAUUAUACGAUUAAGUUAACAGAUUGUGCAAUGGCUUUAUCACAAUAUGAACAUGAAUAUUGGCUAACAACAAAUGGACAAUUAAUACCAUUACGAUGGAUUGCACCAGAAGCAUUAACGACAAGUCCAACAAUAAAAUCGGAUGUAUAUUCAUUUGCUGUAACAUUAUGGGAACUUUGGUCACGUUGUUCAUGUUUACCAUAUAUAUCAUUAACAAAUGAAGAACUUUAUCAACGUAUUAUAUUACGACAAUUAGAAAAUAAAGAUGAUAUAUCAUUUAAUUUAUCUCUUCCACCUGAUUGUCCAAAAGAAAUUUAUGAUUUACUAUGUGAAUGUUGGCAUAUUGAUGGAACAAAACGUCCAAAUAUUGCUGAUAUUGCACUUUACUUUAGGCGACAUAUUGAUUCUUCUCGUUUAAAUACUGUGUCUUCAUGA